Messenger RNA from Cornus florida, 816 nucleotides. Its product is annotated as F-box/kelch-repeat protein At3g06240-like. The transcript is spliced from 2 exons. The record is from RefSeq and is a predicted model, not a curated record. NCBI's taxonomy places the organism in Eukaryota, Viridiplantae, Streptophyta, Magnoliopsida, Cornales, Cornaceae. Bases 1 to 816 code for a protein of 271 amino acids.
AUGUAUUCACUCAAAACCAAUUCUUGGAAAAAGGUUGAGUCACGGUUGCCUCACAAAUAUGACAUCUUUUUACCCUACGGGACAUCUCUGAAUGGAGCCAUCCAUUGGGUUUGUAAAGACUAUGAAAGAAAGCGGUAUGUGAUUGUUGCUUUCAGCUUGGUGGAUGAGAAAUUCUCCAAGAUUGCGGUGCCGGUCCAGGAGCCAAUCAAUUCACUCGAUUUAGGAGUGUUUAGAGGAUGUCUUUGUAUGUCAAGCCUUCAGAAAGGUGAAUUUUGGGUGAUGAAGGAAUAUGGCGUUACACGGUCUUGGACUAAUGUUGCCAAUGAAACUCCCAAGUCAUUGGUUUUGAUGAAGAACGAUGAAUUGAAGAAUGAUGAAUUAUUGUUUUUGACAGACUCCAAGAAAUUCGUUUUAUACAACAUGAGAGAGAGGACUAGUAAGGACCUAAUACUUCCAGAUGCUGCAACCGUGGGUAAAUUUUAUAAAUUAAUCCUUCAACAAGAGUCUGGAAAAAAGUACCGGGUCCGGGGUUUAAUUUCUUUACGAUACAAGGAUUUGGCUAUGAUCACACUGUUUGAUUAUAGAGUGUUGAAUGGAUCAGACAAAGACGACUUCCAGAUGUAUUCACUCAAAACCAAUUCUUGGAAAAAGGUUGAGUCAUGGUUUCCUCACAAUAACGACAUCUUUAGACCCUACGGGGCAUCUCUAAAUGGAGCCAUCCAUUGGGUUUGUGAUGAAUAUGAAAGAAAGCGGUAUGUGAUUGUUGCUUUCAGCUUGGUGGAUGAGAAAUUUUCCAAGAUUGUUGUGCCGAUCUGA